ACGCAACACUAAACUCGACGAUGAAUGUCUUGUUCUGGAUGCCGCUCGCAUUCAGUCAGUGAUCCGUCCUCACCGAUGCUGUUCUGUGAUUCUCCGUCGCCUGCUUUGUUGCUGCCCGUCUUCGCUUCAAAAUGCCGACACAAUGUGCGAUAAAAUUCGAUAGCAAUCCGAAUGGGGUGUUCUACUCGGGACAGACACUCACCGGUCACGUUAAACUACACCUGGACAAUCCGAAGAAAGUCAAAAAUCUCAAAUUAAUCAUCUCAGGGUGCGCAGAAGUCAAAUGGACAAAGAGUAAAUUAAGUCGCAGGAAUGGAGCGGCAGCGGCAGCGGCAAAUCGCUCGAGGAGAAUCAAGAGAGAAACGUACAUGGGAAAAGAGGAGUACAUUGCUUCGGAGGUUGCUUUGAUUCCACGAGCCAAUGAUGACGCCAUCGAAAUACCGGCCGGAACACAUGAAUACAAAUUCUCAUGCCAGAUACCGUCCAAUGCGGCCACAUCGUUCGAAGGGGAACACGGGAAGGUCCGAUAUACGGUCCGUGCCGUACUCGAUAGGCCGUGGAAGUUCGACCAAGCUUGCACUAUUGCCUUCACAGUAUUGCAACCUUUGGAUCUCAAUCAUGAGUCGGAAAAGAUAGGUCAACCCAUGAAGCUCGAACGGUCCAAAAGCUUCUGGUUUUGGCCGUGCAUUUCCGGACCAAUGCACUUCUCGAUAGAACUUCCCGUAAGCGGAUACGUUUCCGGUCAGAAGAUUCCCAUCACGGUCAAUCUGAACAACGCCAGCAAUAUCCCAAUUCACGCCAUCCGAAGUAAACUCGUGCGCAAAGUGUGCUUCAUCAGUCAAACUCCGACUCGAAAGGCAAGGAACGAAGCUAAAACGGUGGCCAAAAUGGUCACAACCGUUACACGUGAUAAAUCCGACCAGUACACACAAGACUUGGUGAUCCCGGCCACCGCCCCGACCGGCAAAUGUUCCAUCAUAUCCGUGGAAUACGAACUCAAAGUUAAGGUCAAACUGGGCGGCUUCCGUUCGGAUCAAGAAAUGACCAUUCCAAUCACCAUCGGUACAGUUCCGUUCGGAAUGUCACCAAAGGUUGAACCUGUGAGCAAUAGCAGCCCUGGCUUUGGCUGGAGUGGCGGAAUGCCCAUGCCGUCAGGGGUUGCGACUCCGCUUUUGUCCAUGCCGGAAUUACCCAACACGCCAAGAUCCCCUCUGCCGUAUCCACCUGCCGCACCUCCUAUUGGAUUUUUACCCCCAACCUACCAGGAAGCCAUGAACCAGUCGGCGGUCAACGUGAACGACGGGGAACCGAAUGCGAUCGGAUUUCAGGCGUACAUUCCCCGGUACCCGGUGUACAAUUUCGGCUCUCCCCUUAGGAUGUAGAUUCUGAACAAAGUAUACUCGGCUAGGUUAGUUCUACGCGCAAAAAAAGUGCUGAAGUAUUAAAACGGACUCUCAUAUGUUAUUGAAUUUAAGAUUGCAGCACUCUUUUUUUUUCUUUGCUGUUAUAAUACCAGAAUAAAUUUGCAACAUUCGGAGUCGUUUACAGCUUCGAAUAUUAUCAGUUGACAUUAGGUGUAAUACUAACAAAUGCAUUUAUAUCUCAUAUGUAUAUUUUUACAUAAAAUAAAAUAAAUCAACAAAUUCAAUAAUCCA
Molecule: messenger RNA, 1655 nt
Organism: Aedes aegypti (yellow fever mosquito)
Lineage: Eukaryota; Metazoa; Arthropoda; Insecta; Diptera; Culicidae
Product: arrestin domain-containing protein 2
Exons: 4
Coding region: 132-1382 (416 amino acids)
Biological process (GO): protein transport
Cellular component (GO): cytoplasm
Source: RefSeq, a predicted model, not a curated record